AUGCAUCUGAGAGGCCCGUCCAACAUCUUGAAGAUGCGGAAACCUAAGAUCACCAGUAGGAUGGAUAAUCCUCCCUCCAUGAUAGAGACUAGCGCAAGAAAAAAGCCCGAGGAGCCAUGUGCGCAAGGCCGACAGAGCCAAGCUCAGCGAGCAUCCGUGUUGGCCGAGCCCAUGAGAGCCAUCAUUGGGAGAAGUCUCCACCCCGCGGCUGUCGCAGGUUCAGGCGCGAGGAACCAUGGAGAUGCCCCUAUUCAAUAUUGGUACUGUGUAAGGCACUGUGUAACGGAAGGGGCCGAUGGUGGCUGUGGCGAUCCAAUCUGGGGGCAGAGAACCAACAUCUCGGCUUCCCGUUCCUGCGUAGUUUAUUCUCCGGGCGCCUCGAUUGCUCAUAGGAAGCUGACAUUGGCAGACGGCGGAUCCGGCCAAGCGCUGUGGCGGUGGGUGGGGUCUGACGCUGCUGGACAUGAGCGAGCACGCCGGCCGAAUUUGUCCUUAGCGAGACAGGCUAGUCUGGCAGACUUUCCCUUGGCGUCGGAUCAGAAGCUAUCCAGAUGUUACCCCCCUUUCAGCUUCUCAUCACACUGCUGGUAUCCUCUCCAUCUCUAA
Messenger RNA from Aspergillus costaricaensis CBS 115574, 606 nucleotides. RefSeq lists its product as uncharacterized. The transcript has 4 exons. The record is from RefSeq and is a predicted model, not a curated record. Bases 1 to 606 code for a protein of 201 amino acids. Lineage: Eukaryota; Fungi; Ascomycota; Eurotiomycetes; Eurotiales; Aspergillaceae.